This is a messenger RNA of Loa loa (African eye worm), 914 nucleotides long. RefSeq lists its product as hypothetical. The transcript is spliced from 6 exons. Bases 73 to 834 code for a protein of 253 amino acids. Gene Ontology annotation, biological process: rRNA processing. Gene Ontology annotation, cellular component: nucleus. NCBI's taxonomy places the organism in Eukaryota, Metazoa, Nematoda, Chromadorea, Rhabditida, Onchocercidae. Gene Ontology annotation, molecular function: nucleic acid binding; 3'-5' exonuclease activity. The record is from RefSeq and is a predicted model, not a curated record.
UUCCAGAAACAUAUGAGUACAAAUUUUCGAAAAUUUUGAGCAAAGACAAUUUGCGGUCCGUUAUUCUUCACAAUGACGACAUUGUCCACAAAUUGGAAACAACUGCGAGAGGAGUUGCAGCAGGAGAAAGCGAAGUCGGUGGAUAAAGCUAAUGAUAUGCCGUACAAUGGAAGCGUAAUCUGUAAUCGUAAAAGAAUGGCUCGAUUAACCAGGAAGAAAGCAAAGCAACAACGACUUGACAGGGAAAGAGGAGGCGUUGGUCCAAACAGUUCAUCUUUAGAGAUUACAAAAACUCAACAAGAGGGAGUUGAGCUGACAAACGUGCUUGGAAUAGACUGUGAAUAUGUUGGUGUUGGCAUGAAUGGUACGGAUAAUAUGCUUGCGAGGAUUUCAAUCGUAAAUAUGGAGGGGCAAUGUAUCUACGAUAAGUAUGUGAAACCAAGAGAAAAUAUAACGGAUUAUCGCACGGCAGUGAGUGGCAUUAGGCCUAUUAAUUUGGUAAAUGCAGAACCAUUCCAUAAAGUUCAAUCUGAGGUGCAUAAAUUGCUGAGUGGUCGAAUCGUUGUCGGACAUUCUCUCAAAAAUGAUUUCAAAGUUUUGAGCCUUUCUCAUACACGUAAAAUGACGCGAGAUACCGCCACGUAUUUGCCAUUCCGUAAAAAUUUGAAUGUCUCACGAACUCCAUCACUGAAAUUACUGGCAAAACAGCUACUAGGUAUUGAUAUUCAGAACGGCGAACAUGAUUCGAUUGUUGAUGCGCGAGUCGCGAUGCGGUUGUACGUUUUGAAUCGGAAACAGUGGGAAAGUUAUAUCCGAAGGUCUCGUAACCGGUGAUAAUUUCAUGUCUCUCAUUUGCUAGUUGUUAUUUCUCAAAAUAUUCUCGACGCUUGGCAAAAGCAAUAAAAGUUCCAACC